AUGUCAAUUAGACAAUUUGUAGGGAUUCAAGAAAUAGCUAAAAAGGCUUUUAAUUCUUUGAUUGUGAUUCGUAAGGAGAUCGAGACUAAAAACCAAGAAGUUUUGGCACAUGGAAUAUCAGUUUACAAUUAAGUUGUUCCUGUUGAUGCAAGCAGAAGCAAAUUUGGAUUUUUUAGAUGUAAUUAAACAUUAUAUUAAUUUUUAGCAUCUCGUUUAGACAAUAGAUCUGAUCAUAGAUAUUAUGAUAUGAACCCAUUACCUGCUCCAGAGUCUAAAAUUGCUCGUGUUUACAUUAUGGAUGAUAAUCGUAUGCAUUAAAGUAAUUAGUUUUUAUGAAUAUACUUAGAUCCAACUAUGAAAUAAGGAUAUCAUUGGAAUGUCUAAAUAGAGAGAGGACCUAUUCAUAGAAUGCCUUGGAGUGGUUGGACUUUUUCAAAAGAUUAGAAGAGCAGAAAAGUUUAUAAGUUCGUCAGUUUGGAAGCUGCACUAGAAUUUUGCUAAUAAGAUGGGUAUGGAUAUAUUGUUUAAUAUCCACACUUUCGUUACACUUCUAAGAGAAAGUAUGCUGACAAUUUUAAGUGGAAGGGAUUUCCAAAGGAUGAAUAAGACUCUUGAA
This is a messenger RNA of Paramecium pentaurelia, 616 nucleotides long. The record is from the annotation of a GenBank genome assembly. Lineage: Eukaryota; Ciliophora; Oligohymenophorea; Peniculida; Parameciidae.